Marmota flaviventris (yellow-bellied marmot) is the source of this 3014-nucleotide messenger RNA. The record is from RefSeq and is a predicted model, not a curated record. Lineage: Eukaryota; Metazoa; Chordata; Mammalia; Rodentia; Sciuridae.
CGCGGGGCUUUGCCUCUCUCCGCCUCCUCGGGCCUGCAGACCGGAAGGAGUCCGUUCCGGGGGCUUCUGGGAAACGGCUUGUAAGCGGUGUUUCUGCGUCUGCCUUGGACAGCGAAGCUGCUGCGGUUCCUGAGCCAGAGGAGUACCUGUGAAGAAAACAGGACAUUUUUUUGAGGAUUUUAUCCUGCCUUUAUUGUCUUUUCUUGAAGUAUUACAAAUCAGGAUGUCUGCACAGUCAGUGGAAGAAGAUUCAAUACUUAUCAUCCCAACUCCAGAUGAAGAGGAAAAAAUUCUCAGAGUGAAGCUGGAAGAGGAUCCUGAUGGUGAAGAGGGAACAAGUAUCACCUGGAAUCAUCUCCCUGAUCCAGAGGUUUUCCGACAGCGAUUCAGGCAAUUUGGAUACCAGGAUUCACCAGGGCCCCGUGAAGCAGUGAGCCAGCUCCGAGAACUUUGCCGUCUAUGGCUCAGGCCAGAGACGCACACAAAAGAACAGAUCUUGGAACUAGUGGUGCUGGAGCAGUUUGUUGCUAUCCUGCCCAAAGAGCUACAGACUUGGGUUCGAGAGCAUCAUCCAGAGAAUGGAGAAGAGGCAGUGACAGUGCUGGAGGAUUUGGAGAGUGAACUAGAUGACCCUGGACAGCCGGUUUCUCUCCGUCGACGGAAAAGAGAAGUACUAGUAGAGGAGAUAGUAUCUCAAGAAGAUGCUCAGGGAUUGCCAAGUUCUGAGCUUGAUGCUGUGGAGAACCAGCUCAAGUGGGCAUCCUGGGAACUCCAUUCCUUAAGGCACUGUGAUGAUGAUGCUCGGACUGAAAAUGGAGCACUAGCUCCAAAACAGGAAAUUCCUUUAGCAGUAGAAUCUCAUGAAGUUCCUGGUACUCUCAAUAUAGGUGUUCCUCAGAUUUUUAAAUAUGGAGAAACCUGUUUCCCAAAGGGCAGGUUUGAAAGAAAGAGAAAUCCCUCUCGGAAGAAACAACAUAUAUGUGAUGAAUGUGGAAAACACUUCAGUCAAGGCUCAGCUCUUAUUCUCCAUCAAAGAAUCCACAGUGGGGAGAAACCUUAUGGCUGUGUUGAGUGUGGGAAGGCAUUCAGCAGAAGUUCCAUCCUCGUACAACAUCAGAGAGUCCAUACUGGAGAAAAACCUUACAAAUGUCUUGAAUGCGGGAAAGCCUUUAGCCAGAAUUCUGGGCUUAUUAAUCAUCAGAGAAUCCAUACUGGGGAGAAACCUUAUGAAUGUGUUCAGUGUGGGAAAUCUUAUAGUCAAAGCUCAAAUCUUUUUAGACAUCAGAGAAGACACAAUGCAGAAAAACUUCUGAAUGUUGUGAAAGUUUAAGAAGUCACACACACACACACACACACACACACACACACAAAUCAGCACUCAGGUCUUUUUCUUCAGAAAUGAAGACACAGUUAAAAACAUGAAGUGAUAUAGAAUAGUUUUUUUCCCUAUUGACUGUCAGAAAAUCCACUGGGAAAUAUAAAAAAGUCUUCAUUCACCAUUAUUAUUUUAUCUUGGGAAAAAAUGGUGUUAUACCUGCCUGGAAACUGAAAUUUUAAACUUAAUUCAGGUGUUAAUGCCUAAUUUCUCCAUGUGAUGUUUAUAUUCUCUAUUUUUUCCAAAUAAUGAACUACCUGAUUGUUUUUCCCUUUCUUUUAAGUUUUAUUUCCUAGACAAAUACCUUAUUUCUAUGUUGAUCAUUGAAAUGUUCUUUGUAAGGAUACAUUCCUUUCUACUUUUAAAGGGUAACGUAGGAACUAUAAAGUCUCAAAACCAUCUUUUUAAAAUAUAUCUUUCUGUUUUACCUAAUUAGAAUAUACUUUUGAGAAAACAGAAGAUAAAGAAUGGCUGAAAGCAUCAAAAUAAAAGGAGCCUUAAGAUCUCAGAUAAGUGAUGGUGAUAAAAUCUCAAAAAAGUGAAUGGAAUGUCUAGGUUGGGAAGAUAUACAAAUACUUUGAUCUCUGCAUUGAAAUGUAGGAAUUUUAAGUAUAGUCCAUCUCCCACAGGAAACUGACAAACUGCUCAUUGUAUCUUAUUGGGGCCUGUUAACUAAUGAAAAUAUUUUCCCAUUUAUUAUUUAAAAGUAGUUUAACAAUAAUUGUAGAAGUGUUAAGGUAGAAAUUUUAACACUAAAAAUGGCAGUAUUGAAAGGCAAAUGUAAACACAAGUUAAUGGUCUGACUUGGCUUUUGGGAAAAGAGACUCAAAAGAUCUAAUUAAUCAUUCUUUUGCCUUCAUCUUUAUUAAAGACAGAUGAUUACCUAACAAGGCAUCAUGUAUCAGGUUUGCUAUUUUUAUUCCUAUGGUACAAAAGGGUUGAACACCAGGCUAAAGCAGCCAUGCAUUUAUUAUUAAAACAUUUUCUACCGACAAGGCACUGUGCUAGGUACUGUAAUCCUACCAUUAAGUUGGUAGGUGUUUCUUCCACUGUAAAUCUUAGGGGAUUUAAUAUAAAGCUGUUUCAUGUAGUUACCCUCUUUUCCCCUGUCAGCAUUCCCAGGAAUGUCACCUCUGAGAUUCCCAGAGCCAUAGUUCUCUUACCAGGGUGUUGUAUUUGGAGGGGGAUGAGGAAUCAGCUCAAAGAGCUAGCCAGCUCUCCAGCAUUCUUCAGAGUACGUUUUAGGUGGCAUAUUUGGAAGACUGCUGGGAUGACAGGAUUCUUGUAUCAGAGUAGGUGAGCACGUGUCCUGGCCUCAGUCCCACAGCUCCCUAGCAGCAGCUGUUAAAAAAUGCGUGUGUAGUUUAAGCCAGGCUAAGGAGAGCCCUCAACAGAACUGCUAAAACUACUGGAAGAAGGCUUCACAGAGAUCCCAGGAACCAAGGACCACUGGAGCUUGAAUUUGUACUAUGUGGAGAAAGCCUGUCUGAGGAGAAACUUGGAGGCCAACUAAAAUGGAAAGAGAAAGUUCUGAUGUCAUUUUUCUGGAGGCCCUAGAUCCAGCUGUGCCUAAAGCCUGCCCUACCUCUGGACUUUAAAGUUUUGUGAGCCAAUAAAGUCCCUUUCUUGUUUAAGAUAA